AUGAAUAUAGUGGAAUCCGGUCAAUACACCUUCGUCUACAAUCGCACCUUCGCUGAGAGUAGUCCCGAGUCCGAUGGCGCCUGGGACACUCUAUUCCCACAACAGGCCGGCUACUUUACGCAUCCCACCAUCGCACCCCACCGCUCGACUUUCUCCGUCUUCCAUCUCCUGCACUGCUUGAAUGGCAUCCGCCAGGGGUACUGGGCUGUCCACGAUAUUGCAGUUGCGGGUGACACCCCGCUCAAAGAUGGCGAUUUACCAAUGAUGAUCUCACCACCGCAUAUACGACACUGUAUUGAUCUGCUGAGGCAGAGCCUCAUGUGUAAUGCGGACUUGACAGUAGAAGUCAAGGAUGACGAAGCUGGUGGCGUCCAUGGCUUUGGCACAGAGCACCAAUGCGUUGACUGGGAUUCACUGUUGUCCUGGACUACAGAAUGGGAAACUAGAAAGCCGCAGUCUUGA
Diaporthe amygdali is the source of this 462-nucleotide messenger RNA. RefSeq lists its product as uncharacterized. Bases 1 to 462 code for a protein of 153 amino acids. Lineage: Eukaryota; Fungi; Ascomycota; Sordariomycetes; Diaporthales; Diaporthaceae. The record is from RefSeq and is a predicted model, not a curated record. Gene Ontology annotation, biological process: mycotoxin biosynthetic process. The transcript has 2 exons.